Molecule: messenger RNA, 4413 nt
Organism: Drosophila melanogaster (fruit fly)
Lineage: Eukaryota; Metazoa; Arthropoda; Insecta; Diptera; Drosophilidae
Gene: Lasp
Product: lasp
Exons: 7
Coding region: 667-2640 (657 amino acids)
Cellular component (GO): cytoplasm
Molecular function (GO): actin binding
Source: RefSeq, marked reviewed
GCUCGCAGUCUGCUGCGGUCACUCUAUUCGAACGGAACGGAAUAUUUAUCGCGGAUUGUCGCGUUAUUUCGUUUGUGUCGCGCCUCCAUCAAACUCACCUUAAAAAUUAACACUCAAAUCGUAGAUUACGAGCUCUGUGCGGUGUUAUCAAAAAUAACGGAAUUAAUUCAUUACGGACGCCUACGCCAGUCGUUCUUCCUCUUUUUCCACUGCGCGCGUCGCUUAUUUUUACCUGCAGCGCAGUCGCGACAGCUGAAAAUUAAUAAAACGAAGAGAAAAGUGUAAAUUGGAUCACAAUUGGUAACAAAAAGUCUAUGCGAUCGAUCGCCAGUUGUUUUAUACAUCAACAACAACAAAGCAAACCAGUUAUUAGAUGUUUUUGUGAAUAGUGUAAAUCAAAUUCUCGGCUCAUACCUACACACACACCAAAUACAUUCCCGUAGUUCCUAUUCAGAUCCGAUCGGUUCUUCGACUCGCAGAUCACAGAAAAUAUGCAAAAUUAAGCCAAGAGGAGCGUAAAUUCGUGCGCAAAUCGUGGGCGCAAAAGUGUCGUCAAAACGGGGAAAAUAAUCAAAGUUAACAGUAAUAUCCUGUUGUGUAAAUAAAAGGCUUAUACAUACACACACAGUCGCAGAAGCAACAAACAAAGGAGGAAAAAGCGGCAAGAUGAAUAAAACCUGUGCCCGUUGCCAAAAGGUGGUUUACCCCAUCGAGGAGCUUAAGUGUCUGGACAAAACAUGGCACAAAACGUGUUUCAAAUGCACAGAAUGCGGCAUGACGCUCAAUAUGAAAACCUACAAGGGCUACAACAAAAUGCCCUACUGCGAGGCACACAUCCCGAAGGCGAAGGCAACGGCCAUUGCCGAUACGCCCGAAUUGAAGCGCAUCGCGGAGAACACCAAAAUCCAGUCCAACGUCAAGUACCACGCGGACUUUGAGAAGGCCAAGGGCAAAUUUACACAGGUGGCCGAUGACCCGGAAACGCUGCGUAUCAAACAGAACACGAAGCACAUAUCGAAUGUGGCAUAUCACGGGGAUCUGGAGAAGAAGGCGGCCAUGGAGAAGCAGCGAGGAUCCGCCGAGGUCUCCGACAGCAGCAAUGAAUCGGAAUACUUCUCAGAGCAAUUGGCAGCUGAACAAUUCUCGCAAUAUGCACCCACAGCCUCACCCAUACCGCCAGCAGCGACAACACUACACCAGCAACAACAACAGCUGCAACACCAACAGCAGCAGCAGUACCAGCAACAUCAGCAGCAACUGCAGCAGCAGCAACACCAACACCAACACUAUCUGCAACAGCAGCAACAGACUCUGCCACCGCCACCCAUACAACACCAGCAAUACAACACAGCGGCCAUAACGCCCACAUACCAACAACUUCAACAGCAACAGCAACAGCAACAGCAACAGCGGGCACAGCAGCAGCAACUGCACGAUCCCUAUGCACACUACCAACAACCGCAGGCGCUGCGCCAGCAACAGCAACAACAACAACAGCAGCAACAACAGUUGCUGCAACAGCAAGCCAUUAAACAAGCCUCACAUCUGUAUCCCACAGCAACAUCCCAGCAGCAACAGAUGCCGCCACCACAGUCGCCGGCGAAUCCGCAGCAGCAGGCGCUCAACAGCUACAACGAGAUGCGCUCGGCCAUACUCCAGAACUCGCAUCAUCCCAGCGGCAAUUCCGUGGAUCAGUACGACCAGCCACAGCAGCAGCAACAUCAGCCGCAACAGCAGAGCACCAACCCCACGCUGGUGGCUGCCCAACAGCAGCAAUCCCAUCAUAGCCUACUGAACAACAAUGCCAGCAACGGCGGCAUUUCGCACAGCCACCACAGCAACAUCAAUAAUAAUGGACACGGCUCACAGAACCAAAUGUUGCCGCCACAAAUGAGACGCUCGGCGGCCAGUGUCGUCGCCUACGAUGGCAAUAGCAAGCAACAAGUGGCAGCCGGCCCAGGAGCUGCCCAAAAUCACCUGCAGCAAUUAUACGCGUCUCCCAAUUACGCCGCUGUGACUCCAUCUGAGAAUUCAAUAAACGUUAAGCAGCACGCCAGCAAUGGCCAUAUGCCGAACCAGCAGCAACAGCACGUGGCAGGCGGCAGCAAUAUCGGGAAGAUAGCGGACUACGAUCCACUGACGGAUGGACCAAGGGUGGUGCCCAAUGCCGGACGGUCCAGCACCACUUUGGUCUACAGCUCCGAGCCACGUGGCAAUCAAGGUGGCAACAGCGUUUACCCCAAGCGGAUUGGUUCGGUUUCCGAUAUUGAUCCGGCCAAUGGCAUCUACGGAUCGCUCACCGCCGCCGAGCAGGCUCACCAGCAGCAGAAGCACCAGCAGUACUACCAGCAGGUACAGAUGAUGCAGCAGCAGGAGCACCCGCCGCAGCAACAGCAGAUGCGCCAGCAGCCAUCCUACUCCUCCCUGCAGGAAAAACAAUCGCGCCAGAGCACAGCAAUGCGCGUCUAUCGGGCCAUCUAUGACUAUGAGGCGCAGGACGUCGACGAGGUCAGCUUCCGCGAGGGCGACGUCAUCUUUGAGGUGGAGUCAAUCGAUUCCGGCUGGAUGACCGGACGUGUGGAGCGUACCGGCAAGACCGGCAUGCUGCCCGCCAACUACGUGGAGCAGGCGGUUAUAUAAUAGGGAAUGUUCUACUACUGCUGCUGCCGCCAGCAGUUUGUGGUGAUCCUCGUCUGCCUGCUCUACAUCCUGCUCGUGCUCGCCUUCUUCGUCAACGUUUUUAUCGCGGAUCGCAACAUGCACGCGAAUCUAAUGAUGAGGAACGGUCGGCACGGCGGAGGUGGAGGAAUCCCUCCGCCAGCAGGCAUGCAUCCGGGUCACCACAAUCCGUACGACAUGCAUGGCUACAACCACUACAGCAACUACCAUCCGCAAGUGGAUUCCAAGCAGCAGCAGGAGUUGGCCAAAAAGACGCCGCAGCAGCAAGCCGAGCAGGACAUUUACUACUAUUUUAAUCAUGUAUUCAGGCGGCGACGGCGAUGAUGUGGAGGAGUCACACGCCCCAACCAACAGCCCAAAAUUUAAAUUUUUAGUGCAUUAACUUAUACUGCAUCCACUACAUACAUAGAUAUAUAUAUAUAUAUAUAUAUACUAUAUAUAGCAAAGCAGCGGAUUAUGUAAAAAGAGAAGAGGGAAAUUAAUUAAUUAAUUUUAAAUUUAUUAGUAAUCCAACCAAGAACCAACAAUCCGAUAUCCAUCUUAUUAAAUAAACAAAGCCACAGCAGAGUUAUGAGAAAUCAGCCAGAGAGUCGAAUGUGUUUCAGCUAUGAAUCGGCUAAUAUAUGUCAGCGGAACAUAUAUCUGCACCGAUUCCAAUAAGAAAUUGAGCGACCAAGCUAACCCAGCCAAGUUUGCAUUUAUCUACAGCCCUUAAUAAAUCAAAUUUAUACAGAUAUUUAUUGAAGAAUAUACAAAACGUUAACCAACUAAUCGUACACUAUAGCUUACCAAUCAUAUACAAGUACGGAUAUCUAUAAACAAUUCGAUUAGCUAAAGUGCUUCAGCAUAACAUGUUGUGGAUAGCAAAAUCCCAAGGCAAAGGUUUUCUAAUUUAAUUAGAAGUUCUCAAAGUAAUACUUACACGGGGCAAUAGCGCUAACACAAAUUUCCCCCGAGUUUUCUUCGGCUUUCUGAAAGCUUUUCGCAUUAGCAGCAAUCCACUCGGAUUCUGAUCGCGUCCUUAUCCCUACAAUUUUGUCAAUUUAUCUGUGUAAACGAGGAGGACUUGAAGGAUAUUGUUCUUGUUUUUGCGGGGGAAAUUCAUGUUUUUAAUAUAUAAAUAUUUUUGUUAAGAGAAUAAUAAUUAUAUAUUGUUUGUUUCUAGUGUUAAAUUGAAGAAAGAGAAUAAGGUGGAGAUAUCGUUUCGUUUCACAAAAGAAAUCCUUGAAAGUGCCUUUAAUUUGCUAAAACGUGUUUUUUAGAUAAAACCAAUUUACUAGGCUUAUCAAUAAUAAUGCAUUAAAGAAUCAAUAAAAAAAAAUAUACUUAUACUGUAACUUAUACAUUUUCAUACCAUACGCGAGCAAUGGAGAACGAAUUUCUAACGCAAAUAAUGAAGCAAUUUACAAACGGCAACUAAAACUAAUUUAAUAUGUGAUUGCAGGAUCGUUUUUCUAUGGCAAGUCAAGCUAUAUAUAAUGUAUUAUUAACUUAACUUACAAGACACUCACACACACACACACACACACACAUGCAUAGCUAUAGACAGCAAUUAAUAACAAUUAUAUAGGCAUAAUGCAAUUGGAAAUGCUUCGAGUGGAAAGAAAUCACCUAACAAAUACUUGAAUUAAUCUAAUCUUAUCCUGAAAUAGAAGCAGCGCCAAAGGCUUCGUUUUGUGAACGUGUUACAAAUCAAAUAAAAAUUUAUGAAAAUUUAAAACUCAUUGUUUUCGG